CUGUCCGUGAAGACCGUGAAGACGGGAGCUCACCUUUUGAACGAGUGCUGGAUUAUUGCUAAUUUAUCUCUUAAAAUACUAUUGAAAAAAUAACAAAAAUGGACAUUUUACGUCCAAAAACGUUUCCUCUCUCAGAGGAAACAAUUCUGUGGUUUGAAUUCCUUUUGAAGCCUAAUUUGCUGACGAAACAUCUGACCAAAGUAUCUCCUGAUCCAUCUGCUACGGAACUGAUAACGCAGUUUCUUUCGAUUGCGCCAGAGAAUCAGAACCAAAAUGAACUUAACUCCCCAGAGGCGGAUAGCAUGAACAAGAACGAAGGACUCAAGUAUAGCAAAAAACAAUUGGCACUUAAAAUUUUGGCCCUUAAAAUAGCCGCCUUCAUGAGAUGGGAUCUGGAUGUGCUGGAAAAGGAGCUACCCUUGCAGAGACAAGUGCAACUACUAAGUGAUUUGUGCAGUGUUACUGCCGGAAAGGCAGUGAACCUCCCCCUUUCGUUGGUGCACGAAUGUCCGAUAAUCGGGCCAGAAGGCUCAAAGCAUUCGCUCAACUUUGCUCUCACUUUGUACCACCGUUGGGUGCUGCGUGCGCAAGUCAUUCGUGGGUCUGCUGCAAAGUCCAUGAAACCGUUCAACGUGGUGACGGGGGUUCCGGAUACAAGCCCCUACACCAUGAGGGACGAUUCGUUUAUCAAUUCGCUGGAACCGUUCACUAACAUUAGCAUCGAUUUCUUGAGUCAGGUUAUAGCUGAUCCGGAACCGUUUAGAAUUCUGACGUAUGAUUCUUUUGUUGCGCUAGAUGCACACGUCGAGGGUGUCCAGCAACGAUUCGAUACGGCCGUUGUGAUUUCCAAAGAAGAACUGAAGGCCCAGAUACAUUAUGACCUAUGUUUGCUCUAUUUGUACGUCCAGAAGUAUGAAUUGGCCAAACAAAACAUCCUUCUGAGUAAAGAAAAUUAUGAGCUGCUGAAGAUUGAGUACAGUAAGAAAUCCUCGCAAACUUUCUUGUACUGUAGUGUGGACGAGGAACAACUUUACGGAUAUAUGCUGGCAUGCGGCGUAACUGGAGAACCGAUAGGCUUAUUGCAGCGUUUGAAUGAGUCGGUGUUCAAUCAUUAUUCGGACAUUGUUGCUAUCCUAAAAGAGGAUAACAUCGCACGGGAAAUCCCCAUGACUCAGAGGAAAAUUCUAGAGUUGAACGUGGAAGGUUUUGUGUCCAUGGGAAGCCCUGAGUCACACACGAACGACCAGAGAGAAUUGGAACUUGCGGUAGUUGCUCUGAAUGCGAUCCGCCACGUGCUGGACGGAGAUGAUAUUCUUGGAUCAAACAUUGCUUUCCAAAAGUAUAAACCACAACAGAUAAAGCUGCUGGAGCUUAUGCUGCAAUAUGGAGAUGAUCAGUAUGAUGAUUUUAGUCUCUCGGAUCGAGAACUGUUGAAAAGGUAUUUCAUUCAAACGAUCGGUGUUAUGAGUAAUGCCAACGGCAUAGAAUCUGUGUUGAAGACAUAUCAAAAAAUAAUAUCCUACCAGGAGUACGAAGAUUUGAAAAAGCAAAAAUCCAAGGAUGACGUUCAAUUUAGUGGAAUCGGGGUUCAAGCUGACUGGACUGUUUGUGAAUCGAAAAUGCUGCGGCUUGAUGUUGGAACCUACGAGCGCCAGUUGAUUACUUGCACCCAUGCCAGCGGGGUGCGUAAAAUGUUAGUUAAACUAGCGGGAACAAACCCGACUAAACCUUUGUGGAGUAUCAAUCCUAGCUGGUCGAUCCCUCUGUCCAUGAAGCAGCUAUUGGUGUCCUUGCAGCGGGGAUUCCUGCAAGACUUUGCCUACAUAUUGGUUGGUAAAUCUCGCGAGCUUGCAGCGAAGAAAGACUAUUCAGCAGCGAUUGCAUUGCUGACCUGUCUCAAAAGCGAAACGACGAGACCAGAGCUGGCGAACAAUCCCUUAGUACUAAAACUGGGAAAAAUGGCUGCUUGGGAAGGACUUUUAAUUCAAAUCCAGCAGGUACUGGACGAAUGGCCAAAAAAGCCAACCGAUCAGGUACAAUUCAUUCGAAACUGCAAACAAUGUCUUAACGCAAGCACAAGCAACGAUGUAGCUCCCCGCGCAAAGAUUCUCGAGCAUUGUGCCGCAAUUCUGUUGAAUUUGAACGACUGGAAUAGCCUCCUGACCCCAGAUAAACGGUAUCCUGCCUUGGAGCUCAGUGCUGCCAUUGCCCAAGCUUAUUUGGAUAUCGAAAAGUCCAAAGGUCAGAAGAAAACUAACCGCGAGGCAUGGGAUUUGAUUUUGCAAAUGUUCAUAAACCAGCAAGGCUCUCGACGACAUCCGUCAGAAAACAGCAUGCUGCUACAGCAAUUUUUCUGCAAACUGAGGGAUCCCGUGGUUAUUUCCAUUGUUCUAUCAUUGCUGUCUAAGUUGCAUAACAUUUUGAAAGAUGAAACCAAUUUAGACCUAAACGCAGAGUACAUGUUUCUUUGGCCGACAAAUGUGAAUAACCCAGCUAUCUACAAUCUCAAAAUACUAGACGAAACUCUCAACAACUUGUUACAUCAAUCGCUGAAAUAUUAUCCAAACAACAUUCCUUGGAUAAAGCUCAAAGGCGAUUUCGAAUUUGCGAAUGGCAAUUUCGAAGUUGCCAUGCGUUAUUACGUCACUGCUCUCGUGUCUGGCUCGGAAUUCUGCACGAUCCACCUACAGCGUCCGUUGAUCGACGACUUUAUUGUUCGGAGAAUGAUCAAGUGUAGUUCCAAUCUUGGCUGUUUCAUGCAAGCGGCUAUCUUGUGUCAAUUUUUGGACGAAACCGACUACGGGUUGGCAUUCAAGAGCGUCAGCGAGAAGACAUCAAGUUUCUCCGACGCCAUGGAUUCGUAUUACAGCUGCAUUUGGGAUCCCACUUUGUUGGAGUUUAUCGUCAACUGGCACUUCAAGAAAGGAGAACACAAACGACGGCUUCAAGCGAUAACAUACCUGGGACAGUUGGAACUCAACGCAAACAACAACGAGGAAAUAAAGCGCGAGGCUGCCGCAGCACGAAAAACACGUUUCCUUCGUUCAUUGGCCAGGCAAUACAUGCUAUAAGAAAAGUAGGAGAUUCGAAGGAAACUUACAGAAAGCACUGUGGUGAAUACAUAUGUUUAUUGAUGUAGGAAAAACGACAAAUAUAAA
Armigeres subalbatus is the source of this 3158-nucleotide messenger RNA. It is a transcript of the gene IntS8, whose product is annotated as integrator complex subunit 8. The record is from RefSeq and is a predicted model, not a curated record. Bases 99 to 3071 code for a protein of 990 amino acids. Gene Ontology annotation, biological process: snRNA 3'-end processing. Lineage: Eukaryota; Metazoa; Arthropoda; Insecta; Diptera; Culicidae. The transcript is spliced from 5 exons. Gene Ontology annotation, cellular component: integrator complex.